AUGAGUCGUAAACAGAGGGAUACGUGUAUAGAGAACUUCCGCUUGGGGAAGAUAUGGAUACUUAUAUGUACUGAUGUUAUGGCCCGAGGUGUUGAUUUUAAAGGGGUUGCUCAAGUUAUUAACAUCGAUAUACCACGGGCCUCGGCUACUUAUAUACACAGAGUAGGCCGUACUGGUAGGGCUGGUAAUAAAGGAGAGGCUGUCACAAUGUUCACUACCGAGGAUAAACCAUACCUACGACCAAUCAUCAGUGUUAUGAAGCAGUCUGGCUUGGAUAUACCAUCCUGGUUGAAUGAUCUACCACAUCCUAAGAAGGGGGCAGGCAGUAAACAGAAGAACAGUGAAUAUAAGAAACCAUUGGAUAGAGGCCAUUUGACGACAUUAUCAGGGUAUGAUAGACAGAGGAUAGCUAAGAGGAAGCAGAUGAUAUCUAUGUCGAAGGAACAAAAGAAAAGGAAUAUAGCACAAUAG
Molecule: messenger RNA, 471 nt
Organism: Perkinsus marinus ATCC 50983
Lineage: Eukaryota; Perkinsozoa; Perkinsida; Perkinsidae
Product: helicase, putative
Exons: 4
Coding region: 1-471 (156 amino acids)
Source: RefSeq, a predicted model, not a curated record